This is a messenger RNA of Xenia sp. Carnegie-2017, 1209 nucleotides long. RefSeq names its product BTB/POZ domain-containing protein 19-like. The coding region runs from base 105 to 980 and encodes 291 amino acids. Gene Ontology annotation, molecular function: protein binding. NCBI's taxonomy places the organism in Eukaryota, Metazoa, Cnidaria, Anthozoa, Malacalcyonacea, Xeniidae. The record is from RefSeq and is a predicted model, not a curated record. The transcript has 8 exons.
ACUCUGGUUACCACAACACAACUUUACCUUGCUUGUUGCUGUGGUGGUCAAAUGGUAUAUCCAGGUAGAUUCAUUACUACACAUAUUAAUGAUUUUACAAUACAAUGAAAGUAUCACCUAUUUUGUCUGUUGAUAUGAAUGGACGUUCUUUACCUGGAAGUCCUUGGGCAUUCGCCAAUGAUAUGAGAAAAAUGAUCAACAAGAAAGAAUUCAGCAAUGUAAAAUUUAUUGUUGGGCCAUCAAGAACACAGAUAUUUGGAAACAGCUGUAUUCUUUCUGCUCGGUCACAGGUUUUUAAGGCCAUGUUUGAAAAUGAAGAUGGUCUUCACUCAGCUUGUUUGGAAAAUUCAAUCAUUUUGGCAGACACUUCACCUACUACAUUUCUUUGUUUGUUGGAAUUCCUGUACACCAACUGUUGUACACUGAAUGAGGAGAAUGUUAUUGAUGUUCUUUCUUGUGCCUUUGAAUACUCGUUAGAUGAAUUGCAAAAAAUAUGCGGUGAAUUCAUUGCUAAUACAUUGAAUGUAUCAACUGCUUGUGCUGCAAUGCAGGUGUCUGUUAUGUAUAGUUUAUCCAAUCUGAAGGAAACAGUGCUCGAUUUCAUCGAAAAGAACACACAAGAAGUAUUUCGAACUGAAAGUUUUCACGAACUAUCUGAAGAAGCUUUUGGUGUGUUAUUAUCUAGUGAUAAACUGAAUAUUGAUGAAAUUGAUCUUAUAUCCUUAUUCAGAGAGUGGGCUACUGUCAACUCGAUUGGUCUUAACAGACCAGCCCAAGAAGUUUCCAAAAACAUCGUGGGUAAACUACGUUUACUGCUCCUGACGCCAGAGGAACUGUCUGUUGUAGAAUCUGAGAACGAGAAAGAUGUCCUCAUUCCAAUGAAAAUGAUCUCUGAUGCCUGGAAAUAUCACGCGCUUAAGUCGUGUUCAGCAAGCCAUUACAACGACGUACAAGCGCGGUCUGGUACAAAAGCUAGAUAAUGAAAUGCAAUCAUUUGGUCCGUAUGUGAAAUUACUUUAUCAUAUAAGCCAUAUGUUGUAAAUACUUUGCAUAUAAAUAAUUAAUCAUUUUAGUGUCGUCAGGCUCUUCAUAAAUGUAUUAAUGGUUUGAAAAGCGCGUCGUCGUAAAUAUAUCUUACGUUUUUUGGCAGCCUGGCUAAACAUUGGAAAUUUCUUAUCAAAAGUAAGAAUAAAAAUAACGACUCUUCUA